This is a messenger RNA of Meloidogyne enterolobii, 357 nucleotides long. Lineage: Eukaryota; Metazoa; Nematoda; Chromadorea; Rhabditida; Meloidogynidae. The record is from the annotation of a GenBank genome assembly.
UUUUUGUUUUUUCUUUUUCAAAAUAAAUUAUUUUUUAUGUUAACUAAAUUUGUAUUAAUUACUUUAAUAAUAUCAAUUAAUUUAUUUAUUGCACAUAUACAAUGUAGAACACGUUGUGUUCGUGCAAGGGGAAGGGUUAUUUGUCCGACUGACCCUGACAGUCAUUUUAAUGUUGAAGUAAAACUUAUGGACAGCGACACACUUCCUUGGGAAAAUGACGAUGAAAUGGGUAGAGCGAGUACAGAUUUGUUGGGGAAUUACACAGUAGAGGGGUGUGCUGGGGAUUUUGGUGCUUGGAAUGAUCCUGACCCGUUGUUAUAUUCUUAUUACUCAUCGAUGUCCCGAAAUUGGACAUGA